Molecule: messenger RNA, 525 nt
Organism: Dibothriocephalus latus
Lineage: Eukaryota; Metazoa; Platyhelminthes; Cestoda; Diphyllobothriidea; Diphyllobothriidae
Source: the annotation of a GenBank genome assembly
AUGCCAUGUAUGAGCAACAGCGGAGCAGAUCCGGAUGAUGGAACCCCAAAGGAUAUGGUGAUCGUGAAACAGACACACCACAGCUUUCGAGCAGCCAGCAUUGCCUCCGGAACGGAAAGGUGGAACUAUAGCGUGCGGUCCGAUGAGUUGACUCUCGUGCGCAAUUGCGGCGAUCUAAGUCAUACAUUUCUCUUCGGUUCUUCAAACUGGCCACCGACAAACUCUGCAUUUAAAGAAACAGCCAAGGAUAAAGUUUUGGGGAGUCCUUUCAAGUUUGACCUGGAAGCGGGCAUUGUCUACGCAUAUGCCAACUCAGCCGACAACGAAGAGCUCUGGCACACCAAACUCGGGGCUUCCAUCGUCAAGGCUUGGCUUUACCGUGGAGACAGUAUCGAGCUUAUUCCGCUUUGCGUCUUCUCGCGUAUGUCUAACGCUUUAAUCACAAUUAGUCUUUUCCUUAAAAAAAAUAGACGCCUGCCAUGUAUUCCGCUACGCAUUUGUUGUCUUUAUUGGCCGUGCCGGUAA